This is a messenger RNA of Colletotrichum spaethianum, 435 nucleotides long. Its product is annotated as putative solute carrier family 35 member. Gene Ontology annotation, cellular component: U1 snRNP; catalytic step 2 spliceosome. Bases 1 to 435 code for a protein of 144 amino acids. Gene Ontology annotation, molecular function: RNA binding. NCBI's taxonomy places the organism in Eukaryota, Fungi, Ascomycota, Sordariomycetes, Glomerellales, Glomerellaceae. The record is from RefSeq and is a predicted model, not a curated record. Gene Ontology annotation, biological process: spliceosomal snRNP assembly; mRNA splicing, via spliceosome. The transcript has 2 exons.
AUGAGCUUCGUGCCCAUUAACCCGCGGCCUAUGCUGCAAGACCUGUACGUCCUCCCCGCCGAGAACGCGACCUCGCGCCGUGCACCUGAAUCUCAUCCGCACCUCAUCGCGACCGACAACGGACAGCUUGCUAACAUCUCUCCCCUUUGCAGUGUCAACCAGGAUGUCGUCGUCAGACUCAAGUGGGGCGAGACCGAGUACAAGGGCAAGUUGGUCAGCAUCGACAGCUACAUGAACGUCCAGCUCAGCGGCGCCGAGGAGUACAUCGACCAGAAGAUGACGGGAGCUCUCGGUCAAGUUUUGAUCCGGUAUGCAACAUCGUUUGGGAAAGCCCCUUACAUGGACAACCAGCUGACGCGCUACAGGUGUAACAACGUCCUCUGGAUCCGCGGCGCGAAACAAGGCGAGAACGGCGACGUCAAGAUGGAGGGCUGA